AUGAAGGAUAAUGCGAACCAGGAGGCUCGCCCGGAGGAAGAGAGUAGGAAUGCCCCGAGGGAGGCCAACUUGAAGAAUUUCGAAAAGACCUUCAUCCUCGACUGGCAGAAGGCACUACGACGCGUGGAAGAAGGGCGAAAGUGCUGCGAACACCUGAGUAGGAUCUUCCAGGACAUCAUUAGCAUCGAAAAGGAGUACGAGCAGAAUUUAAGAAACCUGUGUAACUCGUUUAAAAUCUUUACCGACGAAUCAUCGGGGAUCCAAAACGGAAUAAUGAGUCUAAAGAAAAACAUCGAAAGGAGAUGUGAGCAAAUAGCAGAUUUUAUUAACUACGUCGAAAGUGAAAUAAUAUAUAGUACCCUCAACAGUACGCUCAUUAAUCAUAAAAAUGUGUAUGACCAGAUCAGGAUAGACGGAAUGGAGAGUGACAAAUUGGUGGAGAAGACCAAAAGGGACACGGUAAAAUAUGUGAAAAAUUGUGUAAGUGCCUACGAGAAUUUAGUAGAAUCGAUUCAUGUCUUUCACAAUAGCAUUUACUAUCAUCCACUCAAACGGAUUGAACUCUCCAAUGUGUGUAUACAUAAAUAUUUACUAGCCAAAAAGAGGGAAUAUGAAUAUAAGAAUAUCAUAAAUAAUGUAAACCAAGUGGAGCUAAAAAAAGAGAAAAAAAUGAAAAGCAUUUUGUACUCUCUUGAAUCGAUGGAUUAUAAAAGAAUUUCUUGUAUAAAGGAUAACGUCAUGAAAUAUUUAAUUUUUUUUACCUCCUAUAUUAGGAAUGUGCAAUAUGAUUUGAAUGGCUGCAUUGAUGUGUUUAAAGAUGUGGACGCUGCUCGAGAGAUUGAGGAGUUCUGCGAAUUGUAUUGCGCCAGGGGGGGUGCGGCUGGGAAGAGACCAGGUGAGGAUUUCUUCCUUUACAAUAAUGUUGUCUCCUGGCCAAUGUUGAUGGAUCACCGAAAUGAGUUUAACACUGUUGGGGGGGGAUCUUCUUACCCCAGCCGGGGUGAUCACCUCGAAAAGGACGCCCAUGUGAGCAGUGGGAGGAGUAAAUAUGGCAGCAUACUUUCGUCCCUCUUCAACGUGAAUGUGUACAAAAAUUUGAUUCAAAGUGAGUGCAGCGAUCGGAGGAGGGGCGGCGGCGGCGGCGGUGGCGGCGGCGGCGGCGGCAGUGUGUAUACGAAUAUUUUUAACGAAAUUGUUUUUUUUAACAAGAAGGGGGGGAGCGAGGCGGGGGAGAACGAGGCGGGGGAGAGCGAAGUGGGGGAGAGCGAAGUGGGGGAGAGCGAAGUGGGGGAGAGCGAAGUGGGGAAGGGUGUUCCGGGUGGAAAUGCUGACGGGGAUAACCCGAGGGACUCGCCCAACCAGAGUGACCCACCCAAUCGCAGUAAGGAAGCCCUUCGCGGGGGGGAAAUACCUGCACAGUCAGGUAAAAGGGAGCCGAAUGAGGGUGAGGCCAAUUCGGUGGUGAGGCCGAUUCCACCAGGGGGGGUAUCCCCAACGGGGAAGGAGUCCACAGAGGAUGGACAUAAGGUGCACCCAGACGAACAUGCGGAGGCUGUUAAUCAAGCAGAUGUAGCCGCAUCUGCUGCUGUACCCACCGAUGAGGGUUCUAUCAAAAGGGAGUUCUCCCAGGUGGAACCCCCCCGCGGGGGUGGCAUAAAUCGCUCGGAAGAGGUAAUCCAUCGGAGGAGCAACCCCGAGGAGGGGGGCGAUGGACAUAGCGUCAAACGUAACAGUGUGCACUGCGAAUCCGAUCUGAGUUACACGUACGUAAGGGACAUGCUAGAAAGGGAGGGCACGCAGAAGGAGGAGGACUCAGACAGCGGAGGAAGCGAAGUGGAUUAUACAAACCGGUUUAAAAAAAUGGAAAUUUUUUUCCAAUUUUAUUUGAAAAAUUUAUUUCAUGGGAAUUUUACGAAAAUAGAAGAGUUCAACAUAUCGUCCUACUUCAAUGUGUAUAAUAAUCGAUUCAUUUUUUGUGAGUGUCUGAUGUAUUAUGUUAAGAAGGGGAAAACUUUUUUUAAAAAUAUGAACGGCAUGAUUAUAUUUGCAAGAAUUAUUUUGUCCUUUUUGGACUACUGCGAUUUGUACUUUGAUUACUGGUCCUCCAUCUACAUUUUGGUCGCCUCGGAAAAUUUUUAUUUUGAAGUGGAGGAAAAUUACCACGUUGAUGUUAAGCGGCUGCUGGAGGAGUGCCAUUUUUUGGAGAAGUUCAAAAGGGGAAAGGCAGUCGGUAGGGGGGAGCCCCCAAUGGGGGCAAUUCAAAUGAGCGCUGGUCAUGUGCAGGGGGGGAGAGAAAAAACCCGCGGGAUGGACGAUUUUUUCAUCACGGAUGAGGAUGAAAAGGGGGGUUCAUCCAGUGUACGUAAUGCGCGGGUGUUCUCGAAGGAGAGUGUGGAGAGUGGCAGAGGGAGGAGGAGCGUCGUGAAUAUAUACGAGAGUAGGGAGGAGGUGGAGAGGGAGGAAGGGGAGAAGGAAGGUGAUGCGGAGAAGGAGGGUGAUGUGCAGAAGGAGGGCGAUAUGGACGACCCCUCCAAUGGCGACACUCCUGCUAUGGCCGAUGUAGGGGCUAGCGGACAGGAACGAGUAAUAACAAGGGCAAGCGAGUCCAUCCAGUCGAGGGAACCCCCCCCAAAUGGUGAUUCCCCGGAGGAUUUGGAACAGACGGACGAAAGGAAGAAAAAUUGCGAGCAAGUGAACGAAGAAGAGAAGGAGAGUGGCGAAAGGGGUACUCCUCCCAUGAGUAGUGGGAGCACCCCGCGGAGGAAGAAGAUCCUGCUGCACAAAUUUGUGUACGCGCACAACAUGUGGAACAACAUAAAGUUCUGGGAAGUGAGUCUCUUGAUCAUCAUUUCGGAAAUAAUCCAAGAGAGCGUUUUGCUGGAAAAGCUAAAAUAUGAAAACAAAGAAUCGCUGAUAAAAAAAUAUUUUUUUUUUUUUAAAUAUUUCAAUUUCUACAAUAGUAUGAUUGACUUUGGAUUGUCAAUUAACCAAAUUGGUUUGCUGCUGAACAAGGUGUUUCACAUUUUUGAUUUGAAGAAUGACCCCAUUUCGCGCAAAUAUUUUUUCCAAGUCAUUGACAUUGCUACGAAUAAGAAGAUCACCCUGAAUUAUAUUAAGACGGAUGUUGGGAAUUUGAACACGGAGUAUAAGAAGUACUACUUGCAGUACUACAACAACUAUUUGAAUGACGACAGUCGCCCGGGGGGGAAGAAGCCUUGA
Messenger RNA from Plasmodium vivax (malaria parasite P. vivax), 3219 nucleotides. RefSeq lists its product as hypothetical. The record is from RefSeq and is a predicted model, not a curated record. Bases 1 to 3219 code for a protein of 1072 amino acids. The transcript has 2 exons. NCBI's taxonomy places the organism in Eukaryota, Apicomplexa, Aconoidasida, Haemosporida, Plasmodiidae. Gene Ontology annotation, cellular component: cytoplasm; plasma membrane.